GAUUCGAGGUCUUCCCAGUGUAUCUCUCGAUUGCCAUGGCCAUGGCAUUGGCUUUCACGGAGGCCCCGCUCCGCUCGAGGCUCGCUCCGAGCCCCAGGUCCGUGAGCCGAAGGCCCACUGCGCCUUUCCUUCUAUCCGACCAGUCGCCGCGCGGUGUGUGCGGAGGCGCUGCAACCGUCUUGGCUUUUGUCCUCCGGCGGCGCCGGACUUCGCUGCGGGCCGCGCAGCAGCAAGAGUACCUCGAGGAGUUCGAUGCCUUGGGCAAGGAGCUGACCGGCAAGGCCGUGGUCGUUGGCUGGGACCCGGGGCCCAAGCAGGCGGCCGCGACUUCGGAAGGCCCGGCCUUCACGCCGGAGGAGUCGAUGGAGGAGCUGGAAGGUUUGUGCAGCACCUUGGGAAUUGAGGUGAAAGAGCGGGUACUGCAAAGGUGGCGCCCCUACAGCGGGCGGCUGCCCAUUGGCAGCGGCAAGGCGGAAGAGCUGCGGCAGCAGGUCAAGUAUGACCCUGAGCUCGGCGUCGUGGUGUUUGACCAGGACAUGUCCUACCGAAUGCUCAUGACGCUGAAGGGACGAAUCGCGCCGGGAGGGGAGUGUGUGAUCCUCGACAGGACAUCUCUAAUCCUGAGGAGAUCUUUGCGCAACGGGCGCGUACCAAGGAGGCCAAGCUGCAGGUGAAGCUGGCGAGCCAGCGCUACAUGCUGCCCCGCCUGCGGUACUAUCUGACCACGGGCGCUGGCAUGGAGGCCCAAGGCGGCUCCGUGGGCGCCGGAGGAACAUCGGGCGGUGGCGCUUACCUCAAAGGAAAGGGCGAGACGCAGCUGUCAAUGGACAGGUCGCUGAUGAAGCGGAAGAUUUCGGCGGUCACCAAGCAACUGGAGGAGGUGCGGAAGUUGCGGAAGCAGCAGCGUGAUCGCCACUACAGCUUGGGCUUGCCGGUGGUGUCACUGGUGGGCUACACCAACGCGGGGAAGUCCACACUCAUGAACGCGCUGGCGCAAACAGUUGAGGUGAAAGUCAAGGAUCGCCUCUUCGAGACCCUGGAUCCCACGCGGCGCUCGGUGACGCUGCCAGGAGGCCGCAACGUCAUGCUCGCUGACACGGUGGGCUUCAUUCAGAGGCUCCCGGAGCAGUUGGUGGCAGGAUUCCGGGCGACCUUGGAGGAGGUGGUCGAGACCACCAUGAUCCUGCACGUAGUGGAUGUAUCCUCUCCUACCGCUGCCCAGCAGAUCGCGAGUGUGUUGAAGACCCUGAAGCGCCUGCCCAAGUUCAGCCCGAAGACGCCACAGAUCAUGGUGUACAACAAGGUGGACAAGCUGGAAGGUGACAAGGCAGCGGAGCUGGAGAGGAGCCUCAGCUAUCCGGAUCCUGGCAUCGUGGGCCACGUGCAGGUGUCGGCCUUGAAGGGCAUCGGCUUCACCGCCUUGUCCAAGGCGAUCGAAGACACCUUGGUUAGCCACACGGACUUUGGCGCGGCCAGCAUGAAGCUCCUGAUCCCCUACACGGACUCCUCCGUCUAUGCUGAGCUGAAGGCGGGGGCGUCGCAAGUGAAGAUCAACUCCGAGGAGCACACCAGCGACGGGUACCUGCUGGAAGUGACCGCCUCACCCACGGCCGAGCGGAUGCUGAGUGGCUUCGAGGUCAGCGAGGAAGACUUCCAGCUGAUUUCGGAGAUGUGAGCGUAGCGGGCAGACUUGGCAGCGAGCAGCUGCUGGACUGGAUACGAGGGCAAACCAUUCCUAAUGGCUUGUUCCUACACUCAUGACUAAUUCAGAGGUGCUUGCACGUUGGCUUCAGAGGCGGCGUUGAGGUGCCUUCUUCCUCAGCUUGUUAAUGACCGCUAUGACCAAAGCCACAGAAGUCAGGCGGAAGUCGAAGAGGCGAAGUUG
Effrenium voratum is the source of this 1885-nucleotide messenger RNA. Lineage: Eukaryota; Dinophyceae; Suessiales; Symbiodiniaceae. The record is from the annotation of a GenBank genome assembly.